Messenger RNA from Endocarpon pusillum Z07020, 603 nucleotides. RefSeq lists its product as uncharacterized. The record is from RefSeq and is a predicted model, not a curated record. The transcript has 3 exons. NCBI's taxonomy places the organism in Eukaryota, Fungi, Ascomycota, Eurotiomycetes, Verrucariales, Verrucariaceae. Bases 1 to 603 code for a protein of 200 amino acids.
AUGUCAGCAACUCCUGCGAAAAGCCGUGUUCAGCAAGCCUAUGAGGUUGCCGCCAAAGGCAUUGAAUCUGUGAAGGACGCUGAAAUAAAGUUAAUGGCCCGGGAGGACAUAACGCACGAACCGCAGGAUGUCUACCCCACGUUUCUACGUCAGAUAGCGGAGUAUAAACCUGGAUACGAGAGGCGAUUUGGCGUGGCUAGAGCUGAGCUCGAGCGUCGAUAUCAUGGAGAAGCCGCUUUGCUCUACUGCGCCAGGUCCGGCGACGGAAGACGAGCUGGAUUGCCAGCCGAUGUUUGUACCAAAAUCGCAGCCAUGAACAACACACCCGUAGCGUGGGACAACGCUCUGGAAUUACCACGCGGCAUGGGAUUUGGUCAGGGAGAAGGAACCAGAGCCCAGGCAGUCCCCGCUGGCCGGCCAGAAUCGCGCUCGAGCAGCCAGGCGAGCAUCAGUAGUGAGCCGGGCUCUCGAGCUCAAGCAGCUACCCAACGGCAGGCGAGCUCCAGUAGUCUGGCGGGCUCGAGCACUCACGCCGGCUCGCCCAGGCAGGGCGGUAACAGAGGCCUUGCGAAACGGCUCAAGGACAAGUGUGCGAUAGAUUGA